Molecule: messenger RNA, 1536 nt
Organism: Euleptes europaea (tarantolino)
Lineage: Eukaryota; Metazoa; Chordata; Lepidosauria; Squamata; Sphaerodactylidae
Gene: TCP11L1
Product: t-complex 11 like 1
Exons: 9
Coding region: 1-1536 (511 amino acids)
Biological process (GO): signal transduction
Source: RefSeq, a predicted model, not a curated record
AUGUCCCAGGACCAAGACAAGCUAGGAAGAAGUGAAAGAAACUCAAGUGAAUCUGAAGAUGACCAGCAGGACACCUUAGACAAUCCAGAACAGUCUGUCAGAAAGAAGAUUCGACAAAAUACACCAAGUCCAAGCAGAGGCAACAUGCCUCAAGCUAGCCCCCCUCAGUUUGUAUCGGUGGAGGAGCUGAUGGAAACAGCAAAGGGUGUAACAAACAUGGUAUUAGCCCACGAGAUUGUUGUCGAUAGAAGCUUCCAGAUUAAACCGGCAGAAUUACCAGAAAACAGCCUGGAAAAAAGAGUCAGAGAUAUUGUCCACAGAGCCUUUUGGGAAUGUCUGGAAGCCCAGUUAAAAGAAGACCCACCAUCGUAUGAUCAUGCAAUUAAACUCGUAGGAGAGAUCAAAGAGGCCCUUCUGUCUUUCUUGCUGCCUGGUCACACUAGAUUAAGAAAUCAGAUUACCGAAUCGCUAGAUCUGGAGCUGAUAAAACAGGAGGCGGAAAAUGGUGCCCUUGACAUUUCUAAGCUGGCAGAAUUCAUUAUUGGAAUGAUGGGGACCCUCUGCGCUCCAGCUAGAGAUGAAGAAAUUAAGAAGCUGAAAGAGAUUCAUGAAGUAGUUCCCCUUUUCAGAGCGAUUUUCUCUGUGUUGGACUUGAUGAAAAUGGACAUGGCCAACUUUGCUGUUAGCAGCAUCAGACCGCAUUUAAUGCAGCAGUCGGUGGAAUAUGAAAGGAAGAAGUUUCAGGAGCUGUACGAGAAACAGCCGAAUUCCCUGGAUUUUGUCACUGAGUGGCUGCAAGAAGCUGCCGAUGACCUGAGGUCCAAAAUUCCGCCGGCUGUCAGUGAGGGGACUGCCUCUUCCCCUAGAACUCCCGUGCUGUGUCCUCUUGCCAUACAGAAUCACGCGUACCUUAAGCUCCUCAAGUGGGAUCAUCUGCGGAAACCAUUCCCAGAGACUGUGCUGAUGGACCAAACGCGCUUUCAGGAAAUGCAGUUGGAGCUGGGCCAGCUGGUCUUAACGGGCGCCGUUCUCUUGGUAACAUUCAAUGCAGCAGCCGCAGCCCUUUCGGGUUUGCCAGGCUUUACCGACAAGCUCAAAACCGCUAUCCGUGUGCUGCUGACUGGGCUACACCAUCCCUCCUUCAACUUGACUGAAGCUUUGGCUACCAUCAGCGAAAAGGUCUGUGCUGAAGUUAGCAGUUGUCUUUCCCAGCAUGGAUUCACACCGUUCACACUUGAAAAAGAGACCGUGCUGAAAGGACAGAUCCAGGCUCUGGCCAAUCCCGACAAUUCCAUAUGCAAACUGAUAGAUUCUAGAAGCCAGGUUUUUUUAGACAGCUACCUUGCUUCAGGUUAUCAGAAAUCCAUUCUUGCUAUUCCUGGUGGAUUAGGCCCUAUUCAGCAAGAGCUGGAGGAAAUUGCUGUCAAGUACGCUCGCCUUGUUAACUACAACAAGAUGGUCUUUAGUCCUUACUAUGAUGCGGUUCUCAGCAACAUACUGAAUAAAGAAGAACAAGGAAAACUGGAGGAUGAUUAA